UUAGUCUAUUUAAUGAGCUGUCAGACAGAUAAUGAACCACCACCUAUCAGUUUGUAAACAGAACUUUCGAAAUGACCAAGUUAAAUGGACUAUGUGUGAUUUUAAUAAGUGAACUUUUGGUUUUUAUUGGGGCCCAGCAAGAUUUCCUAAGUUAUCCAACGUACAAUUACAAUUAUAACUUCAGUAGGCCAAACAUAGACAAUUUCCACCAAUAUCCAUAUCCCCAAUACACACAAAACAACCAAUAUGAUCCUGGUGUGAAUGACCAGAAGUACAGAACAUUUUGGUACAAAAAUAGGAGAUAUGGGCAGCCCAAUAACCAUUACGGUUGGAGGCCAGGAGAUCCUAGAUAUGGAAAAGAUGAGAGUUAUGUGUAUGAUAAAUAUGGGAAUCAGGAACAAAUAUUGCCUGGUGUUUUGGCGGGAUGGAGGGAAGACUUGCAGGGUAAGCAAAGGGCUGAAACAAAGAACCAAAGGAAAGAUAUAACAGUAAAGACUAUACACGGAGACGUCCAAGGUUUUAUGGUUGAUAUUUAUGAUGAUCCUGAUCCUGAGUCAAAUUAUAGGCCAGGUUCUGACUUUCUAGAUAGAAAAAGGGGCGAAACAUCUGUUUUUCUUGGUAUUCCAUAUGCUGAACCUCCCAUCAAUAAAGCUCGUUUCAAGCCUCCACGUUGGCAUAAGGGGUGGGAAUUACUUCAAGCAGUUGACUAUGGGCCUGCAUGUCCACAGCCAAAGCAAUAUACAGAAGGAAUUAGAUAUAUUGAUGAGGAUUGUUUGUACCUUAACGUUUAUGCACCCCCUCUACAAGAAGGUGUGGGACAAAAGUACCCAGUAAUGUUCUACAUUCAUGGGGGUGAUUUUAUACAUGGAGCUUCAAAUCAUUUUCCAGGACAUAUUUUGGCCACUUUUUAUAAGGUUGUUGUGGUGACCAUAAAUUAUAGGUUAGGUGCUUUAGGCUUCUUGAGCACAGGUGAUAUAAAUUCACCUGGUAAUUAUGGUAUACUUGAUCAGGCUAUGGCCUUACGGUGGGUUUAUGAGAACAUUGAAAGUUUCAAUGGGGAUCGUGAGAGAAUUACCUUAUUUGGUCCUGGUGCUGGUGCCGCAUCUGCUGGUUUGCUUAUGGUCUACAAGGAAACUAGGGACAUGAUCAAUAAUGUUAUUGCUCAGAGUGGUUCUCCCUUGGCAGACUGGUCAAUGAUAUUCGAUAAGUAUAGGGUUCAAAACACUAGCCGAGUAUUCGGCAGAGUUCUAGGGUGUGGCUUUGAGUCCUCAUGGCAAUUGGUGAAUUGCUUAACAAAUGCAAGAAGUUUUAAUGACAUAGGAAAUGCUGAAUUUCCUCCUGAUGUAGGUUUAUUUCCAUGGGCACCCGUUAUAGAUAUGAACUUCACUGCUCCUUACUAUGAGGGCUGGAAUGAAAAAGACUGGCAUUUCCUUCAUUUCAAACCUGAGGAUUUAAUCAGAAAUAGGGGUUACAACAGGAGAAUUAGUUACAUGACUGGAGUCACCCUGCAGGAGGCUGCUCACUUCAUAACUUCCAAUAAGAGCCUUGAACCUGAUUUCAUUGUUACACAAGAAUUUUUCGAUACAAAAGUAAGGGAACUGGUUAAAAGAUAUAAUUAUACAUUGAACCCCAAUGGUACAUACGAAGCAAUAAAGUACAUGUAUACCUACUGGCCUGACCCUCAUAAUACUACAUUCAUUCGUGAAAAAUAUAUACAGCUGCUGACAGAUUUCCUUUACAUUGCUCCAAAUGAUAAAAUGAUCAAAUUACUGGUGGAACAAGACAUUCCAGUGUAUAUGUAUGUACUCAACACAACUGUUGAAUCCUACAGUUAUCCAGAAUGGAGAAAAGUGCCCCAUGAUAUUGAACACUACUUGUUAUGUGGUGCCCCAUUCAUGGACGUGGAAUUCUUUCCUAAGCAAAAUUUCACAAGAAAACAAUGGACCAACAAUGACAGAAACAUGAGUCAUUUCUUCAUGAAAGCUUUCACAGAUUUUGCAAGAUAUGGGAAUCCCACUUACACACAGAUUCUUGGGUUACAUUUUGAAAUGGCCCAGUUUGGCAUGUUGAAAUAUCUCAAUUUGAAUACCACCUAUAAUUCUACCAUCAAAUGGAAUUUUAGACAGACGGAAUCCGCAUUUUGGACCCAAUACAUUCCCACUGUUGUUGGGCACCUGGUGCCUACAUAUCCACCAACAACUGAGUUCUGGUGGGAACCAACAGCACCUUUACAAAUUGCAUUUUGGGGGGUUUCUGCAACUUGUUUAUUACUCAUUGUGUUUUUGGUAGUAUGUUGUUUGUUGUGGCAAAAUGCCAAAAGGCAAAUUGACAGGAAUUAUAAUAACAUGUAUAUGGUAUAUGAAAAUGGCCAGGACACUGGAAUAGAUAAUGUUAGAGGCUCAGAUUAUGAUUACAGGGAGAAAUUACACACACCGUCUGCUUCUUUGAGAAAAAACAGUGGAUCACCACUUUCAACUGAUAUGACUCUUGGUGAUGUUCAAAGUGUAAUGAGUGAUUUAACUGUUGACCCUUACAGAGAUGGUGCAACUUCCAAAUUAAAAAGUGCAAAAACCAAUUACAUGCAUGAUAUUCCUCAAACAGAUGUUUGAGUAUUUUCGUCCGAACAAUAUUGAUUUGAAUCAUGUAUCAAGUGAAAUGAAUCCUGUCCUUCAAGGUAGAACUUGGACCUUUAGAAAUAAAACAAACAUCACAGUAUUAGAAUGAGCAGCUUCUGGUAACAAAACUAUUGUCCAGUUGGGAAAUGGUUUAUGUUGAAGGUGCAAUACAGAAUUUGGGUAUUGAAAGUCGCCUUAUUGUAGAUCAACUAUUUUUAUAAAAACAGGAUUUAUAUAUUUUUACAAUUUUUUUUAGUAUUUAUAGACUUAAAUAUCUGCCUUCUUUGAUUAUACGAAUAAUAUGUGUUUUAUACUACCACUUGUGUUCUUUUAGGGUGAUUCUUCAAAAUGAUUAACAGAUGUAUUGUCUGAAAUAUUCUAAAUUCGAAUUCUGUUUUUAUCGAUAAGAAUAUCGCACAAACUGUCCGUCCAUUGUAUGUACUUCAGGUUUUUAACAUUCCAUUGUUGUUAAAGUAUUAAGUAUUUUACAUAAGAAUUUUACUUUUUGACUGCCAUAAAAAUUAUAUAAUAAAGAAAUAAACCAUUAUCAAAUUUG
Messenger RNA from Coccinella septempunctata (seven-spotted ladybird), 3171 nucleotides. RefSeq names its product neuroligin-2 (gene Gli). Gene Ontology annotation, cellular component: cell surface; septate junction; tricellular tight junction. The record is from RefSeq and is a predicted model, not a curated record. Bases 72 to 2609 code for a protein of 845 amino acids. The transcript has 9 exons. Lineage: Eukaryota; Metazoa; Arthropoda; Insecta; Coleoptera; Coccinellidae.